GCACCGCAGCCACCCCUGAACUCGAAAUAAUCUCCAUGGGACCGUUGGCUCCGCUCCCCACCUCUCUCUCGGCAAAUACCAAACCACCCGUGUCGAUGCUGCUCUCCGCCAUCGCCACCGCCGCCGGUGUCGGCGGCGCCACCCAUAUACCUCUCUUCUACUGCCCCAAUUCCAGCACCGCAACGCAUCUCCAGCCCCCUGGCCGCAGGCCCUCCGUGGGCGCCCGUAUUCCCUUCCCCUCCCAACCCAACCCGACCCAAAACCACCACCCAUCACCAGUUCUCCGGAGCCAACCUCCGCUCCACCCCGUCUCCCUCCCGGAUCGCAGUGCGGAGGAACUGGCCCCCUCCUCGGCCGCCGCGUUGGCCGCGGCCAUCCGCCGGGCCUCCCAUGCCUCGCCGGUGGAGUUCACCCGGCGCGUGGAGAAGCGUGGUGAGGGCGGGCUGGUCCUGCCGAGCCCCGACUUCCUGCAGCUCUGCGUCGAGCAGCUCGAUUUGUUCCGAAUGGUUGUCGAGCAGGACGCCAUCUUGUCGGUGUAUGUCAGACCAGCUGGCAGUUAUGUUAGGGACCAGUUAGAACUACGUCGAGUUGCAUUUUAUCCAGGAAUUGGCAUCUCAGAAAGUACAGAUUGUGUGAUAUUAGUUGGUAAAUUUGCAAUAGCGGCAGGUUUACAUGCAGCUGAAGCUGUUCUUUCAAGACAGCAGGUGGAAGUUAUACCUGACUUUGGUGCUGUGGUUCUGCCAAUGGUGAAACAUCCAUUUGUUGUGGGAUUUCUAGUUGCAGAGCUUCCAAAGGUUGACAUGGGUAUGGUUGCAAACACACUCACUGACGAACAACAAUUGCAGUUCAGCUCAUCUAAAGAUGGUUCAUAUGGGUUACCACCAUCUUCUGAUAAGAAAACCUGGGAAAUUCAGGUUUUCAAAGAAGACUUGAUGAAAGUUCAUGGUCAGUUUACUAGUGAAAAAAGAUCCAGAGCUAUUAUGAUUUCUCGAUCUUUGGCUAUGGCAUAUGUCAUGGAUCAGAAAACAAUGCUUCUCCAACAAGCAUCUUGGCAAAAUAAUGCCAGAAUGAGUCAUCUAGUUGAGCAAAUCCGUGGACCUCUUUCUAGCAUCAGAGCUCUGAGCAAAAUGUUAUCUGUUCAUACAAAGAGAAGUGAGAUCUCUUGUGAUAUCAUUGAUGACAUACUCAUUCAAGGUGAUCAUAUGAAGGAUGCCUUACAACAACUCCAAGAUGCUGUUUACCUCACCAAGGACAAUAUAGUGCAGUACAACGAAAAAACAUUGAAGAAAAUGCAUGACUCAACAUACAGUCAUCCAGAAUCAUCUAGGUCUCUGCUAUCCAAUUAUGAUUCACAAGAAAGUGGAAAUUGUAGUACGCAAAAUGUGGAUUCAUUGCUGCCAACAGGCUCUGAAAAGGACAUUGAGAUGACCAUGCCACCUCUUUGGCUUGCACCCCUACAACAACACAAUAUUAGACCAUGCACUAUCUCCGAUGUAUUGACAGAUUUGGUUGGUGCUGCGGUACCUCUUGCUAAUAAGCAGCAGCGUUUGCUAGAAUUCAGUGAACUGUCUCAUCCAUUGCAAGUCUCUGUGGAGGAAUCUGCUCUGCGACAGGCACUUAGUAAUCUUAUAGAAGGGGCUCUGUUGCGUACACAUGUUGGUGGUAAAGUUCAAAUAUAUGCAACCAAAGCACCUGCUGGUGGUGCCCUAAUUGUCAUCGAUGAUGAUGGACCUGACAUGCAUUACAUGACCCAGCUGCCUUCUCUCACACCAUUUGGAUCUGGUCUCUUUUCAGAUGGUAUGGUUGAGGACAAUAUGACAUGGAACUUUAUUGCAGGACUGACCGUUGCUCGUGAGAUCCUAGAGAGUUAUGGUUGUGUUGUGCGUGUCAUUUCACCCCUGACACCUGAUGCUGCCAACAGGAGUGGUGGGACUCGUAUUGAACUCUGGUUUCCUGCACUGCAGUCUGAUUCAAUGGAGUCAGCUCAAGAAGAGUAGUUGGUGGAGAGUUAUUAGGCUUUUCCCAAUCUUAGUAACCUUUGUGUAGGUUUUUACACAUUGUUUCUGGUUCAUCUACGUGAAAUGAUGUAAAUAGAGUUGAUGAGUGCAGAGCAAAGCACUCUGGUACCAAAGCACACAAUGGUAUAUGUCCCAUUCAAAAUUCUGAUAAUGUAACACAAAGACCUUCAAUUUUCUUUUCACAAAAUAAAGUUCCAUGCAUUACUUCGUCUAA
Messenger RNA from Phoenix dactylifera (date palm), 2232 nucleotides. RefSeq names its product chloroplast sensor kinase (gene CSK). The record is from RefSeq and is a predicted model, not a curated record. Lineage: Eukaryota; Viridiplantae; Streptophyta; Magnoliopsida; Arecales; Arecaceae.